Messenger RNA from Hydractinia symbiolongicarpus, 8163 nucleotides. Its product is annotated as protein hobbit-like. The transcript is spliced from 63 exons. Lineage: Eukaryota; Metazoa; Cnidaria; Hydrozoa; Anthoathecata; Hydractiniidae. The record is from RefSeq and is a predicted model, not a curated record. The coding region runs from base 57 to 7109 and encodes 2350 amino acids.
ACAUUCUGUUACUUUACUAGAAAAAUAAAUAAUGUUGAAGGUAAGGACUAAAUAGCAUGUUGGCCUAUGCUGUGUAUGUUUUGGUGUUGUUUGUCGUACUGGCAUUCACAAAAUGGCUGGGAUUGCGGUUGCUGUUCAAGUGUGUGUCUGUGAAGGUGCAGGAAAAGUUCAAGAUCACAAUGACAGUGAACAGAAUUCACUUCACCUACCUUGAAGGAAUUGUCUUGCGGAAAGAGGGACUGUUUAAAAUUCAUAUUGAACGCAUUGGUUUAAGUUCAAAAUGGUUGAAUCCCUUAUGCAACAAACCAUUGACUUUAUUUGUUGGGCCAACAACAGUUACUUUAAUGCUAAAUUGUUCGUCUGAUGAAAAGCAAAAGAGAAAGAAACAAGCAAAACUAAAAGAUCCAGUCUUGCUAAAUAUGUUGGCUGCUAAUAUGGUCAGAUUCUGUUUUCAGCAUAUUGGAGCAGUGUUUCAGAAUUUGUCGAUAACAUCACAAUUUUGUGACCUUACAACAAACUGGUCAACUGACAUGACCUUAAAGAUUGAAACUUUAUCAGACAGUCUCUGCAUUGAAGUAGAUUUAUCAAAUUCCAAACUAACGACACUCCAUGAUGAGAUGCCAUUUUUGUUCAUCUCUCAUGAGUUGAAAAUACAAACUUUCAUCACUCCAGGGCUGACUGUCAGUGCUAUGAGACACAAGUUGAAUAUAAAGAAGUUGCAUGUCGAUGUUAGUGAAGAUCUAGUGGAUUUCCUACUUGGUGCAAAAAAAAGGUUAAAGUAUUCGCAACCUGUAGAAGCAGUUUCUGAUGAGUUUAUUAUUGACGAAGCUGGUAACGAUGACAUAGAUAAAUUUAUAUCCAUGUUGAAUAUAUUACCUCAGGCAAUAAAAUGUUCGAUUGAAAAUUUUCAAAUUGUUUAUAAAUUAAAUGACCAUAGAGAAUUACGUAUGGAUUGGAAUUGUGUUUUAUCCUGGCAAAGGCUUGAACUUGACCAAUAUCAAGCAGCUUUAGAUGUAUUAGGUUUUAUAAUUAAUGGAACAAAUCACUGCAAAUUACUACUGUUUAAACAAGUCACUUUAAAAUUAGAUAUAUAUACAGACAGUCGUGAACAAAAAUUACAACUGAAUACCAAAGUUGAUUCAUGCCAUUUUGAUUUUAUAUACGAAGAACUUUUAAAUUGGAAAGCGCACUUCUUGUCCUUGCAUGAAACACACAGCGUAGGAGAUUUUACUAACAGAGAUGCUGUUGUGACAAAGAAAAAGAAAUCAAAAUUGCUAUCUAACUUUGCAUUUAAUGCUGAUGUUUCACUUGAAAAUUGCUCAUGUGAUUUGUACACAACAUUAGAAGAAUCCUUAGGUUCAUCUUUAUCAACCUUCUACUUUGGAAAUGUGACUCUCAGUAUCAAGGAUGGUAUCAUUGACAAGAAAACACUAUGCUGUGGUAUAUCACUAAAUGAUGUUUACUGUUAUAUGAAUGUAGAGAAUAUUCUCACCGAGAACGCAUGUACAUUUCCAUGUCAACUGGAGGAUGAUGAACCUACGUGUUUGCCUUCUUCUGAAAGACAUGCAUGGGGUAGAAUAUUUGAGCUUGGAAAAAUCUCUUUACAACUUGAUGUGCAACCAGGUCUUAUAAAUUGUAAAUCAAAAGUUACCUUUAUCUCACUUGAAUGGUCACUGGCUAUGGGUACCUCUCUUAUCAAUUUGUUAAGAAGAAUGAAAAUCAAGUCAUUCCAACAAAACAUGAAAGAAGGAAAAUCUGAAGGAAAAAAUGAAAGGUCUUUUGAAGUUGAUGCAGAAGUUGAGGUGGAAAAUAUCAACUUAUUUAUGAUUGGUGAUAAAGAAGGUGGUUACAACUCACUACUGUUUAAACUUGACACAUUCAAUGUUGCAACAGGUGACAAAACAGAACCAAUGAUGAUGGAAGCCAAUGGAGUUGUGUUUACCCAGCUCACUGAGUUGAGGCAACUCAAAACGGGUGACGUAUUUUUCUGCAGUAAAUCAGAAACGUAUAGGAACAACUUAUUCGUCAUCCCAUCAGUUUCUGCUUGCACAAAAAAUUUUACAAAUCUUGUGACUUUUAAUGUGAGUAUUGGUGUUGUAAACAUCGACUGGACACCAAAUUUACACAUGGCUCUUUACGAACAAAUUACUGAAGUAGAGACAUGUAUUCAAUCAGUUAACGAAUUAGAUCUUCUGCGAAACAAAGUAAAGGAUAAAAACCCAAACAGUUCAAAUGCGUUUGAGGUGAAAUUCAGCAUUGCAUCAUUUGCUCUGAACAUGGCAACAGCAAAAGACCAUACUUUCGCUUUACAAUCUACAGGCUUUGCAGUUGAUAUAUGUGGCAGAGAUAUAAAUAUUGAAAAUUCAAAUAUUGGGCUUUUGUUUGAUGGUGUUGAGAUUUUUCAAUUUGAGAAUGUUCAAGCGAAGCAGCUUCAAGAUGAAACAUUGCACCAUGUAAGGCAAGACUUUAAAUCUCUACAAGUGGAGAAUAAAUUUUGGAGUGUUUCUGCUUAUAAUGUAUGCACAAACUUUCCGUAUAAGUUUGAUUUUGGUGAAUCAUUGGAAAAGUUUCAAGCUAUAGUAAAGAUGCUAAAACUUUUACACAAGAAACCAAAACCUGUUGAUUAUGUUGAAACAUUACUCCCCGACUUGCAUAUCAAAUUGGAGAAUGUCACAGUUGAGUUUGAUGACGAUCCAUUUGAAGUGCGCCUUGGCGAUAACUUUUUGUUGUUGAGUGAUGAAAUUGAACAAGCUAUUGAAAGAGAACAAAAACUAGAAGCAAAGUUGAAUCAGAUCAAAUCAGAAAAAGGAGCACUCAUUUCAGGAAAGAAGUUGGAUGAGCUCAAACGAAAUUUAAAAGAAAAGAAUGCCCAGAUAUAUAUCGAUCGUUCAAAAGAAAUGUACGAAGAUCGUCCACCACGGAAGACAUUGUUUUUGAUUUUUUUCAAACAAAUUGAAUUGUCAGUACUUGCUGAUGAUUCACUGCAUGGAAAGGAAAAUAUUAUAUCACAUAUGACAACAGUGGACCCUGAUAGUCCUUUUCCUGAUAACCUGGAAUUUACUACGCUAUGGGGCAGAAUGAUCAGUGGGAAAUUUAACUUUUUAAAGAUGUUGAUUCGAGAUUAUCCUCAACCAUUGUUAUCCAUUGAAUCCUUCACCACACGUGGAAUGAUUAUUGGAUCUGAAGUUUGCGGAGUUGAAUCAGCUACGAGAGAAUUAAACAUUGAAAUUGGUCAACCUUGGAAAGAACUAACCAUUGUGAAAAAUAUGCCACCCUUGAAGUUUUACUAUGAUUUAAAAUGGGAUAUGUCAAGCUGUCAAGUAUCAUGGGGUGCUCACUUUGAACCCACAUUUGCAAUGGUGGCCCAAGCGUUCGAUAUUCUCUCGAAGGCCAGUAUUGAUCCAAGUCCACCUCUUCCCUUCUGGGAUAAGAUGCGAUUAUUAUUUCAUGGUAAAUUAAAGGCCGAUAUUGCAGACUUUAAUAUUUUGUUGAGUGCCUCCACUGAUCCAUACAAUACUACAGAGACAUUAGAGAUUGAGUGGAGUGCUGUUACCUUGGAAUGGACCAAUGGAAAAAUUUCCAUUGAUGGGGACUUUGAUUUAUUUACUCGUACAGCAUCAAAAUAUGAUGACAGUCAAGUUAUACACUUUCCUGAUUUCAAAUUAGGGUUCCAGUUGGAAUGGUUAUGUGCUGGAGACUGCAAUGAUCACCAUAAUGUUUAUCCAACCAAUCCAAAUUACAUUGAUGAAGAAGAACAUGAUUCAUAUGCUAUGUUUCGUUCUUCUAAUUUAAAUAUGAAUGUUUCCAUGGAAGUAUCCACUGACCAUUCUCAGACGCAGUUAGGAGAUGACCCUCCUCAUGUGUUUUUGUAUGCAAGUACCUUUCGCUGGUUUCAAAAUUAUCAAGCUGUUGUGAUUAGCAGAGUUUCAAGACCAAUAAAACGUGGUCCCUUGUUUAACAAUGUGAAACCGCGGAAACUAACAUUGGGAAGACAUUUCAAAUUAGUUGGUGUUGAUUUUAAAUUUCCAUCUUUAAAUGUGACGUAUUGGGGAUCAUUUGAACAAGAAGUUGGUUUUGAAAUCACCAUCUGUUCUGGACUUUUAUCAGUUGCUUACCAGGUGUUUAUCAGUCCACCUGAAGGCAUGGAUUUGAUUCGUAGGCCAGUUGCCAAUUGGAUAAUCAGGGGGUUAAACAGCAUUUUUGAAAAAACACGAGUUUCACUUCUUCAGUCAACUGAAAAGAAACUUGAUGCUGAAUUCACUGAAGAUGAAUUAUUAUGUGAAGAAGAUGAGAGUGCUGUGAAGAAACAUUACUUGUUCAGUGUAUCAAAAGUUGAAUAUCAAAGACAGUCAGCCAUCUUAGAGGAGGCUUUUACACACAAGAUCUUGCUACACUGUUUUAAAGGUGCAUGGACAGUUAUCAACAGGGAACUAGCUGUUGGUUUGUUUGCUGCAUAUUCCAAAAUGCAGCGUUUGAAAAAAGUCUUGUCAGCCGAAGCCCUAAAAUCAACAAGUGAAAUAAAUGCUGAUUCAAAAAAAGACAAAUCAGCAAAUUCAUCUUUGCUGGAUACAUCUGCAACAAAAAGUCCUUUGACAAGACUUCAAUCUGGUAAUGGAAUCUUGCUACUAGAGAAGCUCGUAUCAGAACAAUCAUCAAAGUUUAUUGCUCAGUCAGAGGAGGGUGAAAGUUCGGAUUAUGACUUUGAGAAAACAACAGAUGAUGAGGAUGUUGAUAUUAUACAGAAAAAUUGGCACAUUGAACUUGUGAAUUCACAAGUCUUGCUGCACGGGAAAAAUACCAAGGGUGCAAUUAUUGUUACAUCUGCAAAUGCCACAAUAUUAAAGAGAUUGCAUCUUCCUAUAUGUGCUGCCACUGAAGUGCUUACAAAACUCAAUAAAGUGACAUGGUGUGGGAAGUUUCGUAAUUUACAGCACUUUUCCACCGUAACAAAUUUUAAAGACAUCACAGUUGAUAACAUUCCAUGGUUAACUGAGAAUGUUAUUGUUGGUGAAUCGACGGAGGAAAAAGAUGACCCUCAUAACAUUUCUUCCUAUAUGAAAACCAGUGAUGCGGUUGGUGCAUUUGUUGAUGUGAAUGUUCUUGGUGAAACGUGUCAAUUACAACGUGUUAUUUCUCGUUGUGGAUGUGAGUUUAGAUACGUUAGUUUGGAUGAUGAGUUAGAUCCUGUUGCAGAGGAAUAUGGCCCCUCAACUCCACAACCAUCAUCUGAAGCUCUUACAAACAAAGCUGAAUUUGCAAGCACGCUGUAUUUAAAACAUGGAAAGUUGGAAAUGUCUACAAGUACUGCACAGUAUGAAGUAAUUGCUGAUAUCUGUCAAAACUUAAUCUUUUAUACCGAGCCAAAGAAGAAAAAGGGCCAAGAAAAACUGGAAAAAAUGAAAUUUAAAUUACAACUUUCCACUGAACAGGAUUUAAAAGGGAAUAUUCUCCAGUUGCAAAAUAGAGUUAGGCAGACCUUGUUGAAAUUGAGAAGAUACGAAAGAAAUUUUUUCGAUUAUAAAAGAAAAGUGGAAGAAAUUAAAGAUUCUGAAGAAAAUGCUGACUUAUUGUUGGAAAUUCAAGAGAUAAUUUUUGAUUUGCAAGAUCAGAUUGAAGUUACAAAAGAACAGUUGUUUGAAGAUGUAGAAGAAUUAAAAAUACUAAUAAACGUGUACAAAGAUGUAGAACAAAUAACUUCUCUUACCCCAUCUUCUCAGAAAGGGGUCUCGUCUCUACGAAAACAAAUCGAUGUACUUUUUGAUGAGAUGCAAUGGUUGAUUGUAAAACAGGAUGGACAACUUGGUAUAGCAAAUGUAUUCAUCAAAAAAUUUAAGUAUAAUCAAUUCGCAUAUACUGACAACAGUAUUGAACAUUGUUUUGAAGUUGGUCAUUUUGCAGUCAAGAAUCUACUACCUAAUGAAACAUAUAGAGAAGCUCUUAUUCCACAUGAAGUUAACAUUCGUCGCCAUUUAGAUAAAAGUGUUAUGUUGAGAAUAUUUUGUAGAGUGUCCCCACCAGUGGCUGGGAUCGAGGUUAAGGAACAUUUUGAAGUCAAUGUGUGUCCAAUUGCAGUGCGACUGACGUAUAAAUUGUUUGUAAAUAUGGAAAGCUUUUUGUUUCCGAAGCCACAACAAAAUGAAACUGUUGAGCAUGAAUUUCAACCCGGAAUGCAGGUCCAAAGCAGUGCAAUGGAUGAUAAGAAAGAUGCUGAUAGCAGUGAACAGAGUAUUGCACCAUUUAAAAUACCUCCUGCACGUCCUCCGCCACCCAGACCACCUCCACCAAGACCAGCACCUCCUGUCAUGCGUGGCUCAAUAAGACGGAAAACUUCAGCUACAUCAAUGAUAGUGGAAGGUGAGACUGCAGCAAACACCAAGGCGAAAAAGAACGUUCCCAAUUUAGAACUUCCAGACCAAGCGAUCAGUCCACCACUGUUGUCUCCCUCUGCGCCACCUACUCUAACACGGGGAACGAGUUUUAAACGAACUUCAUUUAAAGAGGUGUCUUUGUCUGCAUCAGUGUCAUCAGCUGAUCGUGAUGUGAACACGAUGAAGGAGAGAGCUUCAAAGAAUCACACCUUCAUUUACGUAAAAAUACCAGAAGUUCCUGUUUGUUUCAGCUAUAAGGGUGAAAAAGAGCGAAAUAUAGAAGAUGCACACGAUUUUAAUUUAUGCUUGCCAACACUUGAAUAUCACAGUCGUACGUGGACGUGGCAGGAUUUAUUUCAAGCACUGAAAAAGGACUAUACUCAAACACUUGUUCCACAGAUUUUGAAAGAAAAGCUCCAUCUAAAAAGUGCUGGUGCAGAUACGAAACCAAGCAUUGCUCAAGUAGAUGAUAACAACAAGGCAAAGUUAUUAUUUGGUGAAAAGCCAACAACUCAAAAGAAAUCUGCCAAGAAAUUGUUGUUCGGUAAACUUUUAAAACCUGGGAAGUCUUCGUCAAAUGAGAAGUUAAACGAACAGGGAGGUACUUCUGGAGCCUCCUCUUCAUCAGAGUUAGAUCCGAAACAGGAGUUGAUGGGACGUGGUAUUGAACCGGCCAAUUUAGAACAUGCUUUUAAAAGACUAAGAGGCACGGGUCCUGACAAUGACAAGCCAGUCAAGUAGUUACUUAUAUGUAACCCUAUGGUGUAUGCCUUAAAUGUUUGUAACCCAGCUUGAAUGCUUUGAGAGUACACAGUGGAAAUACCCAGAAUGUCGGUAGAUAUAAACAUAAAUUAAUUUUGAACAGUUCUCUUCUAAUUAGUAAGAAUAUUUUAAUUUUACACUAGAAUUAUUGUUUUAACAUUUUCCUAUUAAAGAUUCAUAAAACACUCUUUAUAUUAUAUUUACUUUGUAGUAUUUAUUAUUAGUCUUGUUGAAUUAAAAUUAUUAUUGUUUGAAAAGUAUAAUAGAUUUGAUUGAUCGCCUUGUUUUUACAUACCAGGACGUACCAGUAAGAAGUAUGAAGGCACAAAAACAUAGUUUGGUAUACAUACCAAAAGAUUUUCAAAACAAAUGAAAAAAGAUGAGGAUGUGAGUGGUCUACUAAAGUGUUGAUACUUUUUCCCGAUAUCAAAGUAUUAAAGUGAUUAGACCUGAAUCAGACUGAGAAUAGGAUGUAGCUUUACUUAAAACCAUUAUAUAAAUUGUGUAUCAAUUUACAUUUGGUCUUGCACCUUAACACUUUAUUACCAAUAAAAAGUAUUUUUUAAAUUGCUAUAAAAAUAAAGGUACAAUUAACAAAGUGCUUCGCUUACAAGUGUGUCUUACUUGCUACAAUAAUUCAAAUCAAUUGUAUUAAAUGAAAUGGGAACAUUAGUUUAACGGAAAAGUAUGAUGACUUGUUGAAUUUUCUAAUUGUCAGUGGAAUUAUCGUUGUCUCAAAAGAACCUUGUUAUGAGCAAUAUAACAUCAGUAAUUGUUAGCCUUUAGUUCAAUGUAAAAAUAUAAAUAUAAGAAAUUUCUAAAUUUUAUUUAUCACGUUUAUCAUAUCAGCUUUCCAUUUGUGUGAUUUACAACAAUAUAUUUUAUGGCUAGUUAUCUAAUAAUGUGUGACUUUAAAGUUGAAUUUGAAAUAUAUUGCUUGUAAACAGAAGUUUUGAAAUGUUUGAGAGAUGUAAUUAUUACGGUAAUACGCUUGGUCAUCUUGCUUCAGAUUACAUUUUAUGAUAAUUCUCUA